Messenger RNA from Phalaenopsis equestris, 1595 nucleotides. Its product is annotated as polygalacturonase ADPG2. Gene Ontology annotation, biological process: carbohydrate metabolic process. NCBI's taxonomy places the organism in Eukaryota, Viridiplantae, Streptophyta, Magnoliopsida, Asparagales, Orchidaceae. The transcript has 3 exons. Bases 39 to 1418 code for a protein of 459 amino acids. The record is from RefSeq and is a predicted model, not a curated record. Gene Ontology annotation, molecular function: polygalacturonase activity.
ACUAAAAUGCCAUUCAGGUCCAAUUCCCUAUCCACAAAAUGUCCGCCCUAAUUCUGUUCCUUCUCUUCGCUCUGUACUGCCAUACAUUCUCCAACGCCUCCCUUACCUUCUCAGUCUUCGACUUCGGAGCCGCUGGCGAUGGCAUCCAUUACGACACGAACCCUAUACAAUCCGCAAUCGAUACAUGCGCUUUCUCUGGUGGCGGACGCGUCCUCUUCCCCACCGGAGGCGACUACCUCACCGGCACGCUGUUCCUGCGGUCCUAUGUAAUCCUUGAUGUGGAGCGCGGAGCAAGGAUUUUGGGUGGUACCAGGGAGGAAGACUACCCUAAGGAGUCAUCGCGGUGGUACGUUGUGCUCUCGGAGAACGUUACAGGGGUGGGGAUCACCGGCGGCGGAGAGAUUAACGGGCAGAGUGAGGCAUUUGUGAUUCGGCCUGAUGUGAGGAAGAAUGUGAUGGUGAGCUGGAACCGUACUGGGGCGUGUUUGGGAGACGAGUGCCGGCCGAGGUUGGUCGGGUUUGUUGAUUCGAAUAAUGUGAGGGUUUGGAAUAUCACGCUGAACCAACCAGCUUAUUGGUGUUUACAUUUAGUAAGAUGCAAUGAUACCAAGAUUCAUGACAUAGCAAUAUAUGGAGAUUUCAACACACCAAAUAAUGAUGGGAUUGACAUUGAGGACUCAAAUAAUACGAUCAUAACACGAUGCCAUAUCGACACAGGAGAUGAUGCCAUUUGCCCGAAGUCUUCAUCUGGGCCUGUGUACAAUUUGAGUGCAACUAAUUGUUGGAUUCAUACAAAAUCCUGCGCAAUAAAGCUUGGAAGCGCAAGCUGGUUUGAUUUUAAGAAGUUCUUGUUUGACAAUAUCACGAUCUUUGAAUCGCAUAGAGGUCUUGGAAUGCAAAUUCGUGAUGGAGGAAAUGUCAGCAACGUUAUCUUCUCAAACAUCAAAAUAAGCACCAGAUACUAUGAUCCUUUAUGGUGGGGAAGAGCAGAGCCAAUCUACAUCACAACAUGCCCGAGAGAUUCCACUUCUAAAUCUGGUUUCAUUUCUGACAUUCUCUUUGAAAAUAUAUCUGCGGUUUCAGAAAAUGGAGUAUUCUUGUCUGGUUCAAGAAAUGGAAUUUUGAGUAACAUAAAAUUAAAAAAUGUUAAUUUGACUUAUAGAAGAUGGACAAAAUAUCCUGGUGGAUUGUAUGAUUAUAGGCCUGGAUGUCAGGAUUUGGUUAACCACAGCACCUCAGGGAUGAUGAUGGAGCACAUUAAUGGCUUGGAUCUUACGAAUGUAAACCUGAAGUGGUUUAAGAGCAAAACUAAGGAGUGGAUUUUUCCUUUGCAAUUUAGGGGUGCUGAUGUGAAUAAAUUGUCUUUUCAUGAUUGGAAUUCAGAAAUUAUUAACAUUCCAGAAGUAGUUUUCAAGUAGAAUGGUGUCUCAAACGCCAUUUUAUAAGAGAAUUCGGUUGCUGGGCUAUUUAUGAUUUUAAUUGAUGUAUCAUUUUGAAUUUAUGAAUAUAUUUGUCUACCACUAUAUUAUUUAUUGUUUUGGAUCGAACAUUAAUCUAUGAGCUCUUACAAAAAUGUCAGUCUCAGUUGAUUCUAA